UGCUCCGGGCCGCCAGCAGCUCCUCCCUACCAGCCAACACCCAGCCAUGGCCUCUGCCGCGCCGCUUCCUCCUUCCCUCCUCGCUUCAGCACGCUCGGCCUACCGCGCACUGCUCAGAGCGUCUGCAACAACCUUCAAGGGCGAUGUAGAUACUAGAAAUGCUUUCCGUCUGAAAAUGCGACAUGAAACCCUUGCGUGCCCACCAGCAGUCAGCGCACGACAGGUAGAGGAGAAGAUUGGCCUCGCGCAGGAGAUUUCAGACAUUCUGCUCAGGAAUGUUGUGCAAGCAGUCAAGCUGGAGGAAGCUAGAAGUCCGCAAGACCACGAGCGGUUCAAGCUUCGUAUAACGGAGCACACAGAAAUGGGCACCAACGACACCAUCAGGGAUCCACCACAGCUGGAAUCUAGCCGAAGCGCACGGAAACGCGUCAGCUCUUCAGAUGCUGCCAAGACCAAUGAGGUUGCACCUCAAAUUCCGCGUUACUACUCUCAGCUGAAGAAGGCAGCCAAGAAACGGGUGGUGCCGGAGCUGAAGGAGGAGGACCUAGAGGAAUCGUUCGUUCGAGGUAUGGACUGCAGUGGUCCCGGUGGGCAAUCCAUCAAUAAAACUGAGAACAACGUCCAACUGCUGCACAAGCCGACCGGCCUGCGCGUGUCAUGUCAAGACACCCGCUCAUUGUCGCAGAACAGGAAGUUGGCGAGACGUCGCCUGCUUGAAAAGCUGGACGCCUUGUAUAAUCCGGGCCUUUCGAAAGAAGGGAUGAAGAGCGCCCUGCAGCGAGAAAGGGAGCGUCGAAGAAAGAAGAAGAGUAAGAAGAGAUCCCAGAAAAGCAAGAACGCCACGGAGGGCGAUGAGGACGAAGAUGAAUAGCGAUUUGAGCACCCCGAUCUUUGUUCAUCUUGUUUUUUUUCUACUACGGGCUCACGAACGAUGACACUGAGACCUUCAGCUGGUUUGUGGAACAGCUGGAAACGUCCUAUCAAAACGCAGUCCGUUUGCUGCACUAAUAUACUACGCGGAUGGGCCAUCUUACAGCACGACAUCCAUGGAAACAGUCUGCUUUAGUCUAGGUCGC
This is a messenger RNA of Rhodofomes roseus, 1076 nucleotides long. Its product is annotated as RF-1 domain-containing protein. Gene Ontology annotation, molecular function: translation release factor activity. The record is from RefSeq and is a predicted model, not a curated record. Bases 47 to 871 code for a protein of 274 amino acids. Lineage: Eukaryota; Fungi; Basidiomycota; Agaricomycetes; Polyporales; Fomitopsidaceae. The transcript is spliced from 6 exons. Gene Ontology annotation, biological process: mitochondrial respiratory chain complex III assembly; translational termination. Gene Ontology annotation, cellular component: mitochondrion.